AUGGCCAACCAGUCAGAGCAUGCGCCGACGCGACGCGGUGCGCUCAUUGUCGUUGAGGGACUCGACCGCGCCGGAAAAUCGAGCCAAUGUGAAAUGCUACAAGAGUACCUCUCAAGUCAAGGAAAGACCGUGAAAUACAUUCGGUUUCCAGACAGAACAACACCCAUUGGACAGCUCAUAAAUAGCUAUUUGGUGGGCUCUGCCAACCAAGACGACCAUUCCAUUCAUCUUUUAUUCUCAGCAAACCGAUGGGAGAUCGCCAAAAGCAUUGAAGAAGAGAUCACAAGCGGAACCACAGUUAUCGUGGACCGCUACUCCUACUCAGGUGCCGUUUACUCUGCAGCCAAGGCCAAUCCCACACUCUCUUUGGAGUGGGCAUGGCAGCCCGAGAUUGGCCUCCCUCGCCCGGAUAUUUGCCUUUUCCUCAGUAUCUCCGCCGAGGAGGCUGCGAAGCGCGGUGGCUAUGGGGCGGAGCGCUAUGAGAAUCAGACAAUGCAGACACGUGUCCGGGAGCUAUUCCGUACUUUGUUUGAUCGACAGGAGGAUAUCCGUGUAAUCGAUGCUGGAAAGUCACUGGAAGAAGUAUCACAAGAAGUCCAGAGCGCUGUCUCAGGUUGCAUUUCAACCCUUCAGACGACCGGACCUUUAAGGACUCUGGGGCCGCUUGCCAACUAG
Molecule: messenger RNA, 675 nt
Organism: Penicillium longicatenatum
Lineage: Eukaryota; Fungi; Ascomycota; Eurotiomycetes; Eurotiales; Aspergillaceae
Product: bifunctional thymidylate/uridylate kinase
Exons: 2
Coding region: 1-675 (224 amino acids)
Biological process (GO): dTTP biosynthetic process; dUDP biosynthetic process; dTDP biosynthetic process
Cellular component (GO): cytosol; nucleus; cytoplasm
Molecular function (GO): dTMP kinase activity; ATP binding
Source: RefSeq, a predicted model, not a curated record